Molecule: messenger RNA, 1732 nt
Organism: Trematosphaeria pertusa
Lineage: Eukaryota; Fungi; Ascomycota; Dothideomycetes; Pleosporales; Trematosphaeriaceae
Exons: 1
Coding region: 74-1732 (552 amino acids)
Source: RefSeq, a predicted model, not a curated record
CUUGAACUCGAAGAAUUUCGAACUGAGCUUGCUACUUCUAUCCACUGCCCUCAUCUUCCACCGCGAGCAGACAAUGGUAGCCUCCAUCCCCCCAUUCUACAGGAUCCGGAAGGGUCGCAUCGAGAUCCUUCCGCUACCCGAAUUCUACACCGGAAUGCUCUCGCUGAAAGCACCUGCUCCAGCUACCGCGGGCUCCACUUCCAAAGCCGCGCAACUCGUCUCUGGGCAGCCUGCAGAAGUUGCCCGCGACGAAGACAUACUGAUGAUAGACGUCAUAGAUAGGGACUCUUCGAGCAAGACCAUCGCCCAAGAUCAUGUUGAGAAAGCUGAGGGCCGACAAAUUCAUAUCCUCACACCUCGCGCGAGAUCUAGACCAUCUCGAAACGGCUCGGCUAAGGGAUACGGUCAGCGGGCGGAUGAAUCUUUGGCCAAGCUACAGCGCAUGAGGGCCUGCUCGAAGGGAUUCGGCCAGCGCGCGGACGAGUCACUAGCGCACGAGCAACACGUUAGGAGAACCUACGCCUCACGACUGGCUAGGAAAUUCGCGCCGAAGAGGUCUCCGGUGCAGCAGAGUCGGGUGCGAGAUGAGGACUACAUACCUAUGAAGAAGCGCGUCUUCCCGCAGGCGGAGUUGCAAGAGCAGCAACCUGCUCCACCAACCGAGCAGCACCAACAACAGACUCAGGAUGAAGCUGGAGCAGUAGCUACGGCAGGAGUUGUACCACAGGCCCCCGUCCACCAGCCGGAAACCAAGGUGAACAAAUCCAUGGAGACGCUGGCUGAAUCUGGCGCUGCAACGGAUAACAACCUGAAGCUGCAGAACACCGAACAUCCAGACGACAAACAAGCUCCUCCAGCUAUCGGCAGGGAACUACCGCCUAUUGAAAAACCGACGUUGAAGAGGAAGGCGGAGGAGACUAAAUCAGAUCCCACCGCCAGCGACCAAGCCGCACAGGACACUACGAUCGCACCUGAAUCUAGACCAAAGAAGAGGGCCAAGACUGCCGCUCUCGUAACCAUCGCAGAGGAACAGCCCACUGCUCAGCCCAAGAGCACUGUCAAGUUACCUGCGAGUAUUAUUGCGACAACCAUUCAUCCUCUUCAAACUCCUGCAGCGGCGGGUGAUCCAAAGCCUAAGAAGAAGAUUAAAAACAUUGCACCAAUAUCCGCAAGGGAGAAGCCACCUACCGCUCAGCUCAUGAGUUCCGACCCGUCGAGAGACAUUCAGCCUCCUCAGACCACCACAAGCGUGCGCGAUCCAAAGCCCAGCAAGAAGCCCAAGGUGAAGAAUGCCGCACACUUAUCCCCGAUAGCUCCUCAACACACCUCACCGCUGCAGAACUCUCCAACCCCUCCAACCAGCUCACCCGCUCCUAAAAACCCACCAACACAGACCACUCCAGCCGCCGUACCCGAGCCUAAACCAAGCAAACCCACCGGCAGGAAGCCGAAGCCGCUCUCCUGGGACAACACCAUGGCGACCAAGACCCUCGUUAGCAAAUACAAAAAGGUAGACGUACUCCGGUUGCUGAAAGAUGAGGGCGUGGAUACUUCGGCCCUCGAAGGAAGGACGGCGGCUGUUGUUGCGGAAGCGUUUGUGAAACAGCGUGAUGCGAGGGCGGCUAUGCACAAGGCGAGGGCUGAAGCGCAAGAGUGCGCGUCGAAGAAGCGCGGUCGCGAAGAUAAUGCGGAUGGAGGUGGGGUUAAGAAGAUGAAGAGCGGUGGAGUGUAG